This is a messenger RNA of Phragmites australis (common reed), 1772 nucleotides long. Its product is annotated as pseudouridine kinase. The coding region runs from base 212 to 1483 and encodes 423 amino acids. Gene Ontology annotation, molecular function: kinase activity. The record is from RefSeq and is a predicted model, not a curated record. The transcript has 9 exons. Lineage: Eukaryota; Viridiplantae; Streptophyta; Magnoliopsida; Poales; Poaceae.
UUGUCGGAUCGUGCACUCGUUGGCGUCCUCGCGCACGUGCGCGAACUACUAGGCCAUUGUUCCAGCUCCGCCCGGCCCACCCGACCCGGUGCCAUCGGCCAUCCUAGUCCGUCCCAUCUCCGCCCCGCCGUGCGCCGCACCGCCGCCGGAAUCCUCUCCUCCGCACACCAACGGCGCCGCCUUUCUGUCCUCUGCAUCUCGGCCUCGUCACAUGGCCGAGCCCGCCGGCCGAAGGAUGGAGGCCGUCCGCCGCCACCUCCUCCCGCCCUCGGCCCCCCCGCCGCCGGUCCUUAGCCCGAAUCCAUUAAGCAGCCUCGCGGUGACGGUGGUGGAGCCGAGCCCGGUGAUCAUCGGCGGGAUGGUGCUGGAUAUCCAUGCCAAGCCCUCCGUGCCGCCCCAUCCCGGCACGACUGUCCCUGGAAUGGUUAAGUACAUCAGUGGGGGAGUAGCAAGAAAUAUUGCUGAGUGCAUGUCAAAGCUUGGGACACGACCCUUCAUGAUAAGCGUUGUUGGAAAUGAUAUGGCAGGGGACUUCCUAUUAAAAUACUGGAGGUCAGCUGGAUUAUGUACAGAAGGAAUACUACAGGUUCAUGAUGUUACAACCCCAGUAGUAUCAAAUGUAUUUGAUAGUAGUGGAGAAUUAAUCGCUGGAGUUGCAAGUGUUGGGGCAGUUGAAAAUUUUCUUAUUCCUAGCUGGAUAUAUCGCUUCCGUCUUCAAAUCACCAAUGCACCUCUUCUAAUGCUUGAUGCAAAUUUACCUCCUGAGUCACUUAAAGCAGCUUGCAUAAUGGCAUAUGAAUCAGGGGUGCCUGUGUUAUUUGAGCCUGUCUCAGUGGUGAAGAGUCGAAGAAUUGAGCCAAUUGCAGAAUAUAUAACUUGCACUUCCCCAAAUGAGAUUGAGCUUGUUGCCAUGGCAAAUGCAUUAUCCCCAUCGGUGAAAUAUAAUUUUCACAAAAUGGAGCAGUGCAAGGACAAAGCAGAGGCUGUAGAAUAUUUGUUUGAAAUGCUUAGCCCGGCAAUGUUUUUUCUUCUUGAAAAUGGCAUCAAGUUGCUUAUCGUGACACUCGGCUCGAACGGUGUUUUUAUUUGUUGCAAAGAGCACACUAACUUCAUGAAAGAUCAGCGCAAGUGCAAACAGACACCUUUCUCCACACAGCUACUUGAAAAAUUGGAAGGGAGUUUUCUAUCCAACACUCCUGUUAAUUUGUGUGGAGAAAGAUCUUCAAGAACAUGUGUUUUUCAUUUACCUGCAAUAUCCGCCUCAGUGAUCAGCCUCACAGGUGCUGGUGAUUGCCUUGUUGGUGGUGUCCUUUCAGGUCUAUGUGGAGGCUUGGAUAUUAUCCGAAGUGUUGCAGUUGGGGUUGCUAUAGCAAAGGCAUCUGUGGAAUCCGAAGCCAACAUACCUGAUAAUAUUUGUGCUGCAAGUGUUGCAGAUGAUGCAAAAAGAAUUUUGCUAUCUGCAAAGAAGCUUUGGUGCAGAUGAAAAAUCAAAGACCACCGUAAGCAAUUUGUUGCUAAUGAAAGACAUUUCACCCUUAGUGUUGGAGCUGUUGAUGAACUCUGAUACUGCUCUAUACAACAGACGAUGGAUCAGGAUCAAGUUGAAGUAAUGUGGACACUACUUUCCGUCAGUGCAGGCCAACGUUAUCUUGUGUAAAGAGAGACAUUUACUGUACAUUGUCUCUCUAAGUUUUCUUAAAUAUGCAUAAUCAGCCGCAUUAUUUUUUGACGACGUACAUAUUGCCCUUUUAUUCGCCGCCUUGGAGUUACAA